GCUGGGUUUUGACCACGCCCAGUCAGCUCGGCGCUGAGACUCAGGACCCGGAUGUGAGCUACAGCGAUAGCAGCCAAGAAUCAAAGAUGCAGACCAUAAAAUGUGUGGUGGUGGGAGACGGUGCGGUGGGAAAGACCUGUUUAUUGAUCUCCUACACAACCAACAAGUUCCCUUCAGAAUACGUGCCUACGGUAUUUGAUAACUAUGCAGUCACUGUGAUGAUUGGAGGAGAGCCAUACACACUUGGACUUUUUGACACAGCAGGUCAAGAGGACUAUGACAGGCUUCGGCCCCUGAGUUAUCCUCAGACAGACGUUUUUCUUGUGUGCUUCUCUGUUGUCUCACCUUCCUCUUUCGAGAAUGUCAGAGAAAAGUGGGUACCAGAAAUCUCCCACCACUGUCCUCGAACUCCAUUCCUGCUGGUUGGAACUCAGGUGGAUUUGAGAGAUGACUCUAACACAGUGGAGAAACUUGCUAAGAACAAACAGCGCCCACUGUCACCUGAGAGUGGAGACAAACUGGCCAAAGACCUCAGAGCAGUGAAAUAUGUGGAGUGUUCUGCCCUCACACAGAGAGGAUUAAAGAACGUCUUUGAUGAAGCCAUCCUGGCUGCCUUGGAGCCUCCUGAGACCAAACCCAAGAAACGCUGCAUUCUCUUAUAAAAGAAAUUUGGGAAAAGUUGAUGGGGAGACAUGAGGCAUUCAGACUGUGCCUUUAGUUUUACAAAAUUAAGAGUGGUUUGUGUGGUAAUAUGCUGACAUCUCACUUCCUGACUAAUGACCAGUCUUUCUAUAGAAGACUUACAUAUACACAAAAAAUUAAUGCCUUCAAAACAUGGAAAUGGAUAUGAAUGGCGUGCUUCUGUCUUUCUUUGUGUUAUUUGGUUUCACGACUGUGCCAUUACUUAAACCUACAACCAUUUAAAUGUGUUCUUCACAUCUCUCACUUUGACUUUGUUUAUCCUCAGCAGUCUUAAAAAAAUACAGAAGAAGCCCAUGUGAUCAGUUGUUUUUCCUUUUCUCAUUCCUUUGCAUUGAAGUGAUUGGAUCUUCAGGUUUUUCUUACCUCCUCUGUCCUCUGCAGGACUUCAACUGAUUUUGAUUUUUUUUUUCUUUCUCCAAAUGAUUGUGGCGUAUUAAUAAUGAGACAAGUAUUGUAUGAUUAUUUUUGUUUUUAUUUUGGUGAGUGGGUGUUUAACUGUUAGGACUUGGAGAUUUUAGUGCAAUUUUUUAAUAUUGUUUGAUUUUAUUUUGUGCUGUUUUUUUUUAGGUGCCACUUUUCAUCUUGGUUGGUCUUUUUGACUUUUAAGGAAUAUUAAAUGCAUCGUAAUCUAUUAAAUUAGCUGGUCUCUACAUUUGUAGUGAUGGAAAUUAAAGCAAUAAUAUUUACAAGUAAUAAAAAUGCAGGAUGUCUGACUAAUGUGGGAGUAGAUUUAUGUGUAACUGUAACUUAUACAACAUGAACUGUAAACAGACCUUGGUCACAGGUUAUGCAUUUACACAUUUAUUUCCAAAACAAAUUUAGAAAUGGUCUUUAUUCAUCAGAGAAUUUAUUUUGAUGUCCACUUACUUUGGUUCUUACUUCACUGACAGUAGACAGUUAAACAUCAUCAAUGUAUGAAAACGAUUUGGUUAAAAAUCUGUGGGUCAGAGUUUAUAGUUUAUUGUGACUUGCUUUGCAAAGCCUUGUUUGUUCUCAAUCACACGAACAGGCAGAUGAUGACAGUUGGACAGUGGGACUCUUCACUUCAUGUGUCUGAUUCUGAAAACACAAUAGAUUCAGAUUUUACCACCAAUUUACAAAUGUUUAUUUGGUAUCAAAAACGUCAAGAGGCAUUCUUUCAUUAUUACUAAGUGAUCUGUGUUAAAGGUGUGAUAUUACAAUCCUCUUAAAUGUAA
Messenger RNA from Hemibagrus wyckioides, 1898 nucleotides. RefSeq names its product cell division control protein 42 homolog. Gene Ontology annotation, cellular component: dendritic spine. Gene Ontology annotation, biological process: modification of synaptic structure; small GTPase-mediated signal transduction. The transcript is spliced from 6 exons. The record is from RefSeq and is a predicted model, not a curated record. Lineage: Eukaryota; Metazoa; Chordata; Actinopteri; Siluriformes; Bagridae. The coding region runs from base 87 to 662 and encodes 191 amino acids. Gene Ontology annotation, molecular function: GTP binding; GTPase activity.